Messenger RNA from Prorocentrum cordatum, 1422 nucleotides. Lineage: Eukaryota; Dinophyceae; Prorocentrales; Prorocentraceae. The record is from the annotation of a GenBank genome assembly.
AUGCCGUCCCCGGUGGAGGCGCGAGCCGUGGAGGACAGGGUGCCCAUCCUCGCGGCAGAGGGCCACCGCGCUCCCCAGCCGACGUCCCGACGCUUUCGGCUAGUGGCUUCUGCGGCGGUCGUCGCGGUCCUGGCGGCGCUCGCGGUGGCUGCCCGGGGCGCGCCGGGCGGGGCGCCGGGCGGCGCCGGGCGGCCCUCGGUUGCGGAGGAGCUGCUCCACCCAGGCGACGGCGGCCACAGCACCGCUUCCGCGGACGAGCUGGCCCUGGUCCUCGAGGCGGAGGAGCCUCUCGUCGCCGCGGAGGACGCGCCGGCGGCGGCUGAGGGCGCGGAGGAGCACGACGGCGCCGAGGGGAGCGCGGGGGCAUCCCGGGCAACGGCGGCCGACGGCGCGCAGUUUGACUCUGCACGGCAAGAGAAGGACCCUGAGGCCCCGCUGCUCCUAGCCACGGACGGCACUGAGUUCAAGUUCCGCGUUCUGGUGAACGGCAGUGGGCUUGACACGUGGCCGACAGCGAAGGAGAUCAUCCUAGACAGCGGUGGCGCCUUCUUCUUCCAAUUGAAGGAGGGCAAGGUUGAAUUCGUGAUGCAGAUGCUCAACGGUGGGGAGCUCCAUGUAGUGGACACCCUCAAGAAAGAUCAGAUGAAUGUAGUCACUGUCAACAAGGUCCAGACCUCGUUGUGCAUGACAGUCGGCAUGAGCAUUAAGUGCGUUGAUGCCGACGGGCAGAUGAAGAUCCCGGGAUAUUUGAAAUGGGUGGACACUGACGGCACCGUCGCCAAGGAAUUCAUCCAGUUGGAGGGCUGCGUCCCGCUCUCGUUCGCGGUGAAUGGCAUCGUUGAUGAGAAGCUCGAUAGAACAACGGGAUCGAAGUCGGCGUAUCUGGAGUUCGAGAACGCCAUCCGUGCCUCCGUCGCGCUGGUCGGGGGCUUCGGCGUCGGCAAGGAGGACGUCACCGUGGCGCACGGCCAGAGCCCAAAUGGCCCGGACUCCACGACCAUACAGGCGACCGCGGCGAAGCUGGGCACGAGGGCGCCCUACGUGUAUCAGAACCUGCUGGCGGCGACGCCAGCUCCGGCGACGUCGCCGGGCCCCGUCGCUCGGCGCCGACUCUCGGAGGACGUAAGUCUGACGACAACGCUUGAGAAGCGCAUCAACGGUAUCCCCCAUCUGGACGACAUUGCCGCGGCUCCGGGAGAGGAGGUGACCGUGGGCAACGCGACCGUCCCCGCAGAACCUGUCAGCUGUGACGAGUUCGCCUGCGGCCCGUUCAUGAAGGAAAGGGGGGAUGCGGCCCGCAGAUUCGGGGCUCUCGGCCGCUGGCUGCCCUCCACAUUCAGCGGCGACCCGGAGAUGUUGCGAUCAUGCUACCACGGAGCUGUCACGGUCUCGGUGGAAGCACUGCACGGGUGGUUGAAGUGA